AUGCCGUGGGACGGGGGCCUCGCCCAUCAUUCCGGGGCAGAUCACCCACCUGGGCCCGACCCCCCAAAUUAUAGUCCCAAACGCCCCAAAACCCCAGACAAGUCCCACACCCCCCCGAAAAAACCUAAAAUCAAAUGGGAAGGGUUUAAACAAGACUUGAACACCACCACCCAGAUUCGGGGGCAACCCCACAACCUAGCCACCCCCUUAAACCCCAGGGAUCCAUCUCAAAAGCUGCCCCGGAAAAUGGACACUUUCCCCAAGGGGCUGGGAGCGCAAUCGCCCCGCUACGAGGGGAUCGCUUCGUCUCGAAACAAGCACCAAACCAAAAUUUACUACGAGACUCACCAAAGGGCCUUUUAUAAGCCUGCACCACCAGCACCCUACAGCAACUACACGCAUACGCAGACGACAUCACACAAACCCUAUGACCCCCCUCCAAAUCCAAAACCAUCAUGA
Molecule: messenger RNA, 459 nt
Organism: Penaeus monodon (black tiger shrimp)
Lineage: Eukaryota; Metazoa; Arthropoda; Malacostraca; Decapoda; Penaeidae
Product: extensin-like
Exons: 5
Coding region: 1-459 (152 amino acids)
Source: RefSeq, a predicted model, not a curated record